Molecule: messenger RNA, 6398 nt
Organism: Saimiri boliviensis boliviensis (Bolivian squirrel monkey)
Lineage: Eukaryota; Metazoa; Chordata; Mammalia; Primates; Cebidae
Gene: NR6A1
Product: nuclear receptor subfamily 6 group A member 1
Biological process (GO): regulation of DNA-templated transcription
Molecular function (GO): DNA-binding transcription factor activity; sequence-specific DNA binding; zinc ion binding
Source: RefSeq, a predicted model, not a curated record
GUUUCUGUUCCAGAUGAUCGGACUGAACAACGAACCUGUCUCAUUUGUGGGGACCGUGCUACAGGCUUGCACUAUGGGAUCAUCUCCUGUGAGGGCUGCAAAGGGUUUUUCAAGCGGAGCAUUUGCAACAAACGGGUGUAUCGGUGCAGUCGUGACAAGAACUGUGUCAUGUCUCGGAAGCAGAGGAACAGGUGCCAGUACUGCCGCCUGCUCAAAUGCCUCCAGAUGGGGAUGAACCGGAAGGCUAUCAGAGAAGAUGGCAUGCCUGGAGGCCGGAAUAAGAGCAUUGGGCCAGUCCAGAUUUCAGAAGAAGAGAUCGAAAGGAUCAUGUCCGGACAGGAGUUUGAGGAAGAGGCCAAUCACUGGAGCAACCAUGGUGACAGUGACCACAGCUCCCCCGGGAACAGGGCUUCAGAGAGCAACCAGCCCUCACCAGGCUCCACACUGUCCUCCAGAUCUGUGGAACUAAAUGGAUUCAUGGCAUUCAGGGAACAGUACAUGGGAAUGUCUGUGCCUCCACAUUACCAAUACAUACCACACCUUUUUAGCUAUUCUGGCCACUCACCACUUCUGCCCCCACAAGCUCGCAGCCUGGAUCCCCAGUCAUACAGUCUGAUUCACCAGCUGUUAUCAGCUGAGGACCUGGAGCCAUUGGGCACACCCAUGUUGAUUGAAGAUGGAUACUCUGUGACACAGGCAGAACUAUUUGCCCUGCUUUGCCGCCUGGCCGACGAGCUGCUCUUUAGACAGAUUGCCUGGAUCAAGAAACUGCCUUUCUUCUGCGAGCUCUCAAUCAAGGAUUACACGUGCCUCUUGAGCUCUACGUGGCAGGAGCUAAUCCUGCUAUCCUCCCUCACUGUUUACAGCAAGCAGAUCUUUGGAGAGCUGGCUGAUGUCACUGCCAAGUACUCACCCUCUGAUGAAGAACUACACAGAUUUAGUGACGAAGGGAUGGAGGUGAUUGAGCGGCUCAUCUACCUCUAUCACAAGUUCCAUCAGCUAAAGGUCAGCAAUGAGGAGUAUGCUUGCAUGAAAGCAAUUAACUUCCUAAAUCAAGAUAUCAGAGGUCUGACCAGUGCCUCACAGCUGGAACAGUUGAACAAACGAUACUGGUACAUUUGCCAGGAUUUUACUGAAUAUAAAUAUACACAUCAGCCGAACCGCUUUCCUGAUCUCAUGAUGUGCUUACCUGAGAUUCGCUAUAUUGCAGGAAAGAUGGUGAAUGUGCCCCUGGAGCAGCUGCCCCUCCUCUUUAAGGUGGUGCUGCAUUCCUGCAAGACAAGUGUGGGCAAAGAAUGACCUGUUCCCAGUGCCCUCCUCAGGCCGACCACCUCGCCUUGGGUGGGCAGGAUGGGCUCUGGAGGAAAAAGCCAGAGAGACCAAGAUGGAGGCCGUGGAGCAGCAUUUCCAGUUGCCUCCACAGCAAGAAGAGUUUUUGUUUGUUUGUCUGUUUUUUUAACCUCAUUUUUCUAUAUAUUUAUUUCACGACAGAGUUGAAUGUAUGGCCUUCAACAUGAUGCACAUGCUUUUGUGUGAAUGCUGCCGAUACAUCUUCUUACAGUUUACAGAUGUGAAGAUGUUUAAUGUGACAGUGUUGUCAUUGUUUAGAAAUAGUUCUUUUGUAUUUUGAGGGAGAGGGUGGGAUGGGGCUAAGAUGACUAUUUCCAUAAUGUUAACAAAGAUGACUACCUCAAUGGAAAUAGGGGGUGUGUCCAUCCCUACUUUUUCCACAUUUUCUCAGCAGACUCAUACAUUUGUCUGUCAGAGAGCAAAUUGCCUUUUUUAAGCCACAGAAUUGCCAGGUAAAAGGGCACACUGUAAAGGGGCAACGUGUUGUUAGGAGAUUGACUAAGCAGGGUUGGCGAGACGGCAACAGGACAGGGGUGAUGACUGCGCCAUGUGCUUUCCUUGGAAAGCAUGAAGAUUAAGAGAGUAGGACACAGUGACCAAAUUUAAGGCAGGUUUCCUUCCACCCAAGAAGUCCUAGUGGCAGAAGAGUGUCUGUUCUCACACAUUGCUGCCCCUACCCCUGCACCACCACUGUCACCGUCUACCACUGUGAACUUUCCAUCUAGGCAAAGUCCUGGCAAUCAGUUGAUCCACAGGACUUGCCUCCCAGCUCCCUUGGGGCCACCAGCCACCUAGUUUCUUUACCUAGAUUUCCUGAGCUCUACCUUUCUCCUUCCUGCUCCCUUAACAUAUUUGAUUUCCUACUGGCCCUUUGAAAAACCAGCUGAGCAGAAUGCCAUGUUCUGAAUCCUGGUGCCCACUACUGAUUUAUUCUCCUUUCACCUUGUUUUCUUCAAAGGGUAGUAGGGCAAGGCCAGACUGUGAAAAGAAUAGACACUCCUCUUGUGAAAUCCCCUGUUCCUCUCCCCACCCCUUCCUACCGCUCCCUCAGGUCUGAAUCCAAAACCUGCAGUCUUUUGUAAGCAGUGGGAAGGACCAUUCACCUGUCUGCUGACCAGAAGUGUUGCUCCUAAGUUCUUCUCCAAGUUCUCCGUUUCUCUCCAGAGUGAGACCAGUUCUCCUCAGGGACCCAGAACACAAAGCCCAAGGCCCAGAGUGGCCCAGCUGCCCCUUACUUCAGCAGUAGGACAGACCAGCCAAGGCCUGGAGGGCUGGAGCCAGAAAUACCUGGAAGGGAAGGGGGGCUUUAAACUACCUCAGGUUCCUGAUGGCCUGGCUGCUCCUCUGCAGACAUGGCCUGGACUCCUUGUUCUUUCACUACCUGCCCCACCUCAUCCCAGGAAGUGUUCCUUACCCUCUUGACCCUGGCCAGUGCCACACCAGGUCUGUCUUGGAACUCUUUGAGGUGCUUUUCUCCUUUUUGCCUUAAUGUAAUAGUUAUCCUGCCUGCACGAGGUACCUUCCACAGCCGGUGUGGCAAGCAGACCUCUUAGCUGGCUGCAUGCCUGAGUGGGUUGGAGGCCCACGGCUCCUCCCUUGCCUAUUUAGUCAAAGGCUGUUUGCUCUCUCCCCAACUCAGCCUAGUAAAGCUACCCAGGAGGCCACCAUGUCGUGUGCAUGGGUAGUCCAUGUUUGAUUGUAACUUCUUCUGUCUGGUGAAAUGUUAUGGGUACCAGCAGAGUGAUGAUUUUGCCCCUUGAUGGAUCUAAAACUCAGAGCAUUACACCUCGAUGCUAUUUCCCUGGUUGCUCUGAGAAACAGAAAAGACAUGUUCCUCAGGAAAAGCUCCAGCUAGCAUGUUGUUCACAUCAGUGGGAAGAUUUUUGUAUGUUCAUGUGUAUCUGUUUAUUUCUAAGUUCACGAUACUUGUUCCCCUGAUUUUUUUUUUUAAUAUAUAAUUUAAUCAACUAGAUCACAUUCUUUGGCCACAGGUCAGACUCUGAGCUGCUUUCCUCCACAUUGGGAAGGAAACGCAUAUCAUAGACCCUUUCUCUUAGACAGCUCCUGCGUACAGCAUCUUUCUUUGCGGAGGCCUCCAUCUGUCCAGCUAUUAUUUUUGAAAUUGCUUUUCAAAUUAAACAUUUUACCCGUUGUGUUGGGUGUCAAAGGGAAUUGCUCUCUGAUGAGGCAAGAACGUGUCUCUCCAAUAACAUAGUAUUAAACAGAGCAAGUUGUUAAUUUGUGGAGUGGGGAAAAGGUUCUGCAAGUUGCCAUUGUACAAAUCCAGUUUUACAAAUGUUUGCAGCAGAUUCCACAGAACAAAGAGCCCAUUCAUUGCUGAGAGCCCUGCAGAAUCUCUGAGCCAAGUGGCCGUGUGUUCCGAGCCGGAGCCUGACCUGUGGACCGUCUUUAAUGUCUUCUGCACCCAGUCCUUUUAUGACGUGGGCUUUUUUUAAACAGGGUAAAGUGAAUGUGUUGCAUUGGAAACUCAGGUAUUAUGCGGAGAAGGUAGGAGUGUAGCUAGCAGCGUGGAGACAUUAGGUCAGCCACUAGAUGUAUUUGUGAAUUUGGUUUGAAGGACACAGAGAAAGGUUGGAGGGGGAGGUUUGGUGUGUUUGUUUUUUGCCUUCCCAUAAUGUUUGGUUAACAGGUAGCCUUUUGAUUGUGGAAGGAGAGAAAGUUGUUCAUGUUUUCUCUAAUUCCUCUCUCUGUCCUCUCUCUGAUUCAACCACCAAAAGCAAUCACUUUGAGUGAGAAUUUCUACGCCAUAAAAAUAUGACUCUGAAAGCCACGUGGAAAAGGAGAAUCCCACCUCCUUGUACUACGUUGAAACAUGCAAGCCUUUCCCUCCCUCUCCUUUUUGAUGUUUUCUUGUCCCAAGACAAAAGUUUGGCAUGUUGGAACUUAUUCGUGCUCUCUGGCUACCUUUGUAGACUUUUGGAGUCCUUUGCAAGGUUUGGUGGUCUUGCCCUUAAUCUGGAGAAAUUCCCCAGAACCUGUCUCAAAGCACUCAGCCUGGCUCAGAGGACACCCAGCCAGUAUGCUCCGCUCACAAGAGCAGUGGGCAAGCCCCCAGGGAGAGGAGCAAGUAGGCAGGAUCCUCCCUGUCCUGUUCCCCAGAACCAGAGCAAGGAAUGGGGAAUCCUAAGGGUUUCUGUGGCAUCACUGAACAUUGCCCACUCCACAUCAGCCUGCCUCUCACCUGCCACUCUUUUUCAGGGAAGUGAGUACCUGCCAUGGUCAGUGUCACCAGAUCCUUAAAAUCCUGGGCCCUGAGCUGGCUGCAUUGCUCUGUUACCCAUUUCCUGUAUUUGUUUGUUUGUUCUUGAUUUCCUGGGGGAAUGAGACCAAUAGAGACAGACAAACCCAGUGUGGGCAGCAUCUAAGCCAUGUCCAAGUUUGGCCAAAUUCAGGGAACCCUACCUUUCAGCAGGACAGAAGGCUGAGCAGUGGUUCCAGGCCCUCCACGUUGGGCCCCUGGUGUAUGUCUUUUUUCCUUGUUGCUUUUGAAAUUUUUGCAAUUGUUUUAAGAAUCCAGUCUUUCAGACCAGCCCUUUUAUUAAACUUUGAUUUUUUUAAUUAAUUUUUUAAAAGUAAAAAAAAAAUGAAAAAACAAAAAAAAGUUUAACAAAAAACCGCUACUCUUCCUCCCUCGCCUCCCCACCCUACUCCAUGCGCAUUCCCUUGCACUCCCCUCUGCCUUUGCAGCUGAAGCAUCUAUGUCCAGUGUCUGUGAAAUGAUGUUUUAUCUGUGUGUCAGGAUGAGAAAUGGCAGUCAUUCCACCAGGUGCUGGAAACUGGUUAGCCUGGAGACAAGGGUUUCUGGGGCCACAGCUCAGGGAUGUGUAUUUAAUUACAGGGUCCCCAGAAACUCCUCUCUAGGCUGCUAUGGCAACAUUUUUUCUGGGCUUGGGAGCCAGACCUGAACUGUUUCCUCCAAGGUGAGAGCCCUAGAGAGCCUGCCGGGUCUGGAGCAAGCUAGGGCUUCUGCUUGCCAGACCUGGGCCACCAUGAAACUUGAAGGCUUCUAGCUGUCCUAUGACAUGAGCCACAGUGGCCCUGCCUCUACCAGCUCAUAGAAGUCUGGUCCCUCUGUCUAGUCCGUUCCUUAUAUGGCAUCCGUCUUCUGGGCCUGCAGCCCUAAAUGGGCCACAGCCUGCACGGGAAUCAACUGUAGGCUCAAAAGGAAGCGGUGAAUAAGGUCAGAGCCCUCUCCAAGCCCAAGAGCAAAAGUUGUGUUGCUGGUGGAGGCUAGUCUUCCAGACUUAGCCCUGCCAUCUGUGCCCUUUGAUGACUAUUGCUUUUUUUCUCUAAAAUGUCUUGUAAUAGGUGAUUAUUUGUUGACUCAAAUUUCCAUGAAAAAGAAAAAAAAACUACCUCUUAAGUGACAUCCUCAUGGUUCCUCUCUGAGGAUUCCUGUGGGAAAAGAAUACUGUAGCUCCUGCUCUGUGUAUGCGUUUCUGUCGGGGAAAGAAGCCCCACCUGCCCUGGGGUGCUGGUGUUUUUGUCUGUGUUGCCAUCCUAGGUCUGCCAUAGGGGCUGGUGACUGCACUGUACUGUCUGGACUGUGUGUGGAGAUUCCUUCCCACCUUCCCAGCCAGGGACUAGUCAUGCCCCUUGAAGAGACCUCCAUUUCCUUCCUGUGCUCCAGGGCAUAGGGAGCACCACUCCCACAGGCACUACCUUUAGGGGCUCUGAUGGCACACGCAUCCAGGAGCCUAUCCUCGUGUUACCUGUCCUAGUUCUGCUUCCACCCACAGUCCUGUGUGUAGGAAUCAGGAAACGGGAUGUCUCUGAGCCCUUGUCCCCAAAGGGCCGGCCAAGGGCUGCCCGCCAGCCUGGCUUCAUCAACCCUGCAUGACCAAAUGAUAGCUGGCGGGCUGUGCAGGCUACCCUGGCCCUCUGCUACCUCCCACCCUGCCAGCUGGCAAGGGAUGGGCUCUGCUCUGUGAAUUGACUACCUGUGGAAAUGUGACCAAUUAGUGUGAAAUGCAUGUUUAGCAAAUGUUAGAUACUGUAUUGAAUCAAUAAAUGUGAAUGCUUCUGCA